GCCGUUGGACUGCUUUAUCGAGAGAUCUGUGGAAACUAUGAUCGUGAACUGUGGUUUACAACAACGGAUGAUGCGAAACGCAUCGGGGUUCGAGAAGAAUCACUCAUAUGUGAUCCAUACAAGGAAGAAUUACAUCCGAACGAGGAACGACUAACACAAUUUGCACAUCAGCUAAACGAACUUAUCAAUAACCUCACUAAUGCGGAUAUCGAAGACAAGGUGUUAGGGAAUAAUUCACUGUCGCUAGCAACAACUAGAAACACAACGGAGAUGCCGUUGACCACUGAAUCGUCUGAUUCAAGCGGACGACGGGUGGCUGAAGAAGCACGCGACAUGGAUCAAGGCAGAGCCAAACGAUCUGAAGAGGAGGGUCAAAAUAAUAUGAGGGACUCGAAAGCCGUCACUACAAUAGCGGUACGUAUGAAGCGGAAGAUCACUAACGUUGAUACGGCUUCAGUCCAUCAUCAGCAAAAGACAUCUUCAAUCACGCACAAUGACGAUGACGAUUUUUGGCUUGAGGAUUUGGUUAUUGAAGCGUCGAAAUUCGAUAAAGCUUCAUCAAUGACAAUGACAUUCGUGACUGCAACACGUCGAAAUGCUUCCGAAGAUGGUGCCACUGAUACGAGCUCAGAUAAGCCUGCAUUUGUCACAAUAGAUGCAAUGGCCAAUGCACUGCAGCUGCAAAUCCCGGAAAAUUUCUUCAAACGUUACGAAAAAAUCGGCUUCUUUCUACCGGGCAUAUGCGCAGAUUUCGUACCGUCUGCUGUGGAUGAAUUCAACGCGAGUGCUUUCGAAGGUGCUGCCGGCUGGAUUGAAUGA
Molecule: messenger RNA, 819 nt
Organism: Anisakis simplex (herring worm)
Lineage: Eukaryota; Metazoa; Nematoda; Chromadorea; Rhabditida; Anisakidae
Source: the annotation of a GenBank genome assembly